AUGGUUGAGGCGGCAGCUGUAGUGGCAGAGGAGGAGCAUGACGCGGCGGUGCGGGAGUACGACGACGUCCGCGACCGCAGCGGCGUGGAGGAGGUGGAGCGGGAGUGCGAGGUGGGGUCCAGUGGCGGCGGCGGCGGCGAGAUGUGCCUCUUCACGGACCUCCUCGGCGACCCGCUCUGCCGCAUUCGCAACUCGCCGGACUUCCUCAUGCUGGUCGCGGAGACAGCAACCGGCAGCGGCGGCGGCGGCGGCGCGGAGAUAAUCGGCCUCGUCCGCGGCUGCGUCAAGUCCGUCGUCUCCGGCGGCUCCCACUCCAAGGACCCCAUCUACACCAAGGUCGCCUACAUCCUCGGCCUCCGCGUCUCACCCAAUCAUCGGAGGAAAGGGGUGGGGAGGAAGCUCGUGGAGAGGAUGGAGCAAUGGUUCCGGCAGAAGGGCGCGGAGUACUCGUACAUGGCGACGGAGCAGGACAACGAGGCCUCCGUGCGCCUCUUCACCUCCCGCUGCGGCUACUCCAAGUUCCGCGCGCCGUCGUUGCUCGUGCACCCGGUGUUCCGCCACGCCCUCAAGCCCUCGCGCCGCGCGUCCAUCGUGCGCCUCGAGCCCCGCGACGCCGAGCGCCUCUAUCGCUGGCACUUUGCCGCCGUCGAGUUCUUCCCCGCCGACAUAGACGCCGUGCUGUCCAACGCCCUGUCGCUCGGCACGUUCCUGGCACUGCCGGCGGGCACGAGUUGGGACGGGGACGUCGAGGCGUUCCUGGCCGCGCCGCCGGCUUCGUGGGCGGUGCUGAGCGUGUGGAACUGCAUGGACGCCUUCCGCCUCGAGGUACGUGGCGCACCCCGCCUGAUGCGCGCCGCGGCCGGCGCAACGCGGCUGGUGGACCGAGCGGCGCCGUGGCUCAGGAUACCCUCCAUCCCGAACCUCUUCGCGCCGUUCGGGCUCUACUUCCUCUACGGCCUGGGCGGCGCCGGGCCGGAGGCGCCGCGGCUGGUGCGCGCGCUGUGCCGGCACGCGCACAACAUGGCCCGACGCGGCGGGUGCGGCGUGGUGGCCACCGAGGUCGCCGCCCUCGAGCCCGUCCGCGCCGGGGUGCCGCACUGGGCGCGCCUCGGCGCCGAGGACCUCUGGUGCAUCAAGCGGCUCGCCGACGGCUACAACCACGGGCUGCUCGGCGACUGGACGAAGGCGCCGCCCGGGAGCUCCAUCUUCGUCGACCGGCCUGCUCCUUCCAGAGCACUGUGCCGUGCCAGUGUUCCCUCCCGAACCUUCUGA
Messenger RNA from Triticum turgidum subsp. durum (durum wheat), 1272 nucleotides. Lineage: Eukaryota; Viridiplantae; Streptophyta; Magnoliopsida; Poales; Poaceae. The record is from the annotation of a GenBank genome assembly.